AUCAUCACCAAGUCGCUCACAUGGCCAAAGAAACCGACUACGAAAAGCUUAACCUUCCAAGUGAUCCCAAGUUACCGGCGUGGAUUUUGACACCCAAGGAAGAGAAGUUGAUCUUUCAGAGGUGGAGGAAGAAGGCAUUCAAGCAGUGCGAUGAGCUCAUAAAAGUGUAUAUACGGUGUUCCAACAGUUACCAGAAUCCAUGGGAUGCCAUGGGCCACUGCAAGGAUUUCAACGACGCCCAGUUGGCGUGCAUGAAGGAAUACCAGCAGUUGAAGUAUUUGGACAUUGAGAGAGAUAUUUUGAUCCAGGAGAAAAAUGCAAAGAAGCAGGGUUGAGAAUAUGAUUAGACUGUAAAUAGGAAUAUAUAAUGAUAUGAAGGGUGAUGCACGGGAGAGGCACGAGUGCGGGCAGUACCGUCCCACCGUACCAAUCGCCGUACCAUUAGUACCAAGGCCGCGGUUGAAAUACCCAGAUUUCCAUUCAACUCGUUGACUCAAUUGUUGUUCUUUCUGGGAGUGCUGGAAAGCAUGUUCCUAUAUUUGAAGGCAGUCAGAGACGGGGGAUUCAAUGACCAGGGACUCAGGAACUCAGGAACCCUGACGUAGCAGAUUCAUAAUUUGUACAUAUUCAUAAACUAUUCAUAGUUUGUACAUAUUCAUAAACUAUUCAUAGUUUGUACAUAUUCAUAAACUCAUGACACUCAUAGAUUCACAACAUCCACACCCAGAAGCAUACCACCCUCGUGCUCCUAUUCCUCCCCACUCUCGUUAUCAUUCGUAAAGUUGUCCUUGUCAAACACCCGGUGACACGCCAUAAACAACGACCCAUGGCUAAUCCCAAGAUUCUGAAUCGACUUGAACUGGUAACACGUCGUAUCGAUCAACUCAUCAAAGUCCUGGAGAUUAGACUGGAGCUGCAUGAGCUGACUAUUCAAGUGACUAAGCUGGCUCUGUUUGAAGCUUGACAGGUUACUAAGUCUGCUCAUCGGUGUU
Yamadazyma tenuis ATCC 10573 is the source of this 992-nucleotide messenger RNA. The record is from RefSeq and is a predicted model, not a curated record. NCBI's taxonomy places the organism in Eukaryota, Fungi, Ascomycota, Pichiomycetes, Serinales, Debaryomycetaceae.